AUGCUAUCUAGAAACUGGGUAAUCUAUUUGUACUUUUUUAACAGAGUAAAAGAACUCAGUAUUAACAAUGGAGGAGUAAAUGAGGAGAGCCAAAAUAACGCAGACUUGAAAGAAUAUGAGGAGAUGGCAAGCCUUGAAGAAUCCAUGGAGGACGGAGAGGAUGAACUGCUGAAUGAUGAGGAACUUCCAUCUCUUUCGUGUAGUUUCCAAAAAACAAUGUGCCAAAUUGAAGACAUUAAAGAAAAAACUCUAGAAGAGCUUGGAGAAGCUGUACCGAAAACAAAGUGGUCUGAUCUGAUGGCAAUGAAGGACCAACUGGACUAUGACAUGGAGGGGUUUGUUAGCUAUGCGGAUAAACUCAUAGAAGAACAUUCAAAGUCUUUGUUAACACUAGGAGAGUGUGUGAAUUCUUUGCGGGUUGCCAUGGAGUUACAGAAGCAGAAUACUGCCAAGCAAAACAAACGAAAACAUCAAUAACAUUAACAAAAACUUAAGAUGCAGUUGCAGUAAAAAAAUAAAUAAAUAAACAUGUAUUUAUUCCUAAGGCAUUACUAAGCUGUUGACUUUUUCAGUGAUAUAGACAUUUAAACUUAUUUCUACACAAGUUUGUCUUGUUCUGUGUUCAUUGUUUGUAUUUUGUCAUUAUUUUUAAUGUGUCUUUCCUUUAUCAGUUUUAGUUGCAUGGUUGCUACCAGAAGUACUAUUUAAAAUAUGGAGGUUUAUUUUCCUGUGUAAAGAAGAAAUGCUGUUUAAACUUUGGGCCAUCAUAUAUUUUGCAUCAAAUUGCAACCUUUUCCUAAUUGCUCUUUGAACCAUUUUAACCAGUUUUAUCAUUGCAUUCCUGGAACAGUGCAAUAAAGUUAAUUCUUUCUC
Protopterus annectens (West African lungfish) is the source of this 873-nucleotide messenger RNA. RefSeq names its product kinesin-like protein KIF2C. The record is from RefSeq and is a predicted model, not a curated record. Bases 1 to 477 code for a protein of 158 amino acids. NCBI's taxonomy places the organism in Eukaryota, Metazoa, Chordata, Ceratodontiformes, Protopteridae. The transcript has 4 exons.